This is a messenger RNA of Actinia tenebrosa (Australian red waratah sea anemone), 990 nucleotides long. RefSeq names its product trace amine-associated receptor 13c-like. Lineage: Eukaryota; Metazoa; Cnidaria; Anthozoa; Actiniaria; Actiniidae. The record is from RefSeq and is a predicted model, not a curated record.
AUGAAUGUCUUUUUAAGCUUGUCAUAUUUGGAUCCAGUGAAUACAUCUAUUACAGAUAAUGCCACACUUGUCCAGUGUCCCAUCAAGCUACCACUAGCAUCAUGGGACUCGUCCUCGUUUGAAGCAGCAGCUAAAGUCUCAACUCUCGUGGCCGUUACUGUCAACUUCAUCACGAUGCCAUUCACCAUAUUUUUCAACGCUCUGAUUAUUUUCCUUGUUUGGAAGAAUCCGUCUCUUCAAAUUGAGCGUGUCAUAGUUCUGGCCUAUUUAGCCUUAGCUGACUUGAUGGUAGGACUACUUUGUCAACCUUUGUUCAUAGCGAGAGGAGUAUCCCAGCUAAAAACAAACAGCAUGAACUGUGAUAUAAACAAUGGUUAUAUUUCCUCUCAAUUUUUUUUUGGGAUCACUGCUUCCAUUCAACUUGCGCUUGUAACAUACGAGAGAUAUGUAGCCAUUAUCCAUCCAUACCAAUACCCAACACGAAUCACAGUCAAGAGACUCACUUAUGCAACCAUAGUAAUCUGGUCUUUAAACAUGACUGUAUCAAUACUGCUUUUUGCCCUUCUGGCUUUUGGUGAAGACAUUUGGUAUAUCGAUAUUUUGUAUAUUCCCUUGGGCAUAUUCUUAACCAGUGCAAUGGUUUACUGGUAUGUUUGCAUUUUUGUUGCCAUAAGAAGGCAAAGAAAAAUAGGUCAGCAGCAGCAAAAUGUCAACAUGAAUAAUGUACACACCCAACAAAACUACAAAGGAGCCAUAACAGCUGCUCUCCUUCUAGGCUGCUUUUUAGUUUCUCUUAUUCCAUUGUUAUGUACGUUUUUGUUGAAACGAGUGCUAGGUUCUGGUUUCUCAAAUUCUGUAUUUCUUUUCUUGCGUCCUUGGGGUUUGACAUUUGUGCAGUUAGCUUCCUUUAUUAACCCAAUAAUUUAUGGUCUACGAGUAAGAGAAUUAAGAAGAAAAUGUUUCCAACUAGUCUUUAGGAUUCAACAUUGA